AUGGUCAACACCAUGCGCUGGAAGUUGACGAUAUUGUGGCUCUUCGUUUCGGUGUAUGCCGCACCUGUGAUAAGGUGGCGGCGUCAAAUAGUGACGCCUAAGCACUUGAUGGGACCCCCUUUGCCAACCGGCUUUCAGGGCAAGGUAGUGAUCACACCGCAGAAGCUGAGAGAAGUGGCUGAUCUGAGGGCCACGAUCCAUAAGGCCAUCGAUGAAGACACCUACGUGGUGGCCGCUCCGCCAUCGCAGGAUUUUCUGGCCAGCCUAGGUGGCAGUUGGCCAACACCUUUAUUCUUGACCCAGCCCUGGAGUGCGCCAGCCCUUAACUUUACCAUCCUUUGGCCCAGAUUCGGCUGACAGCAUGCCUUACCACUUUACUAAAUUUUGUAGAUUGUAAUAACGUCAAGAUGACCGGUCAAAGAGGUGCGGAAAUCGCAGGAGCUUCGAACCGCGCCGCUUGAAGAACUGGAAGGAACGAAAGAGUAAAUGUGAUCAACGAAACAAACAUGAAGCAAUAACUAGCAUUUCUUUAGUUUUUAUUGUUCUUUAAUUCGACAAAUCUGAAAAAAUAAUCAGGGUUUUAUAUGAAGUAAACUACGGAAUAAUACGGUUUAGCAAAUAUUGGUUGUUUUUUUGUUAUGAAUUCAAUUUCAAAUGUGUUUGCCCUGUACAACAUGUCAUCUUAACCACUAUAUAUUCAAUUAGUUUUAGCGCUAGUUAUAUUAAAGGUACCACAAACAAAAAAUGGUCUAAAAUAUAUGUUUACACUAUUUAAUAUUUGUGUGUUUUUGGGUGCGGGAUCGCAAAUCAAAAUCAAUUACACAAAAUUUGGGGUGACACACAGUUCUGAUCGAUCGAAACUCGGAUGCAAUUCUUACGUACGUCAAUACAAGUUUCACCCAAAAAAAUGUAUGUGUCCACCCGAAACAUGUUUAUGGAGACAAUAACAAUCGUGUAUAUUCUAAAACCAAGCCACAUACAUUUAAACGUCAAUAUACAUAUAUAGAAGGGGUGCCACAGAAAUUACUUCAGCGCUAAGUCGUGUACAAUUUAUAUUGAUGCACAAAAGAAACCCAACCCCCUUACAGUGCUUGGCGAUUUUUGUGGCACCCCCGUAUGUUUUACAUCUCCAAUAUAUCCAUUUCUUUAUAGGUUAAAAAAUAUGUUUCGUCUUGCGUCUUUUAAAGUUUUGUUCCCUUUGCAAUGAAAAACAAAUGCCAAAGAAUUGUCAAUGACAUAAGAAACGAUUUGAAAAUGAGUAUAAAUGAUAUAGUCGAUCAUCUCUCGACUAUUUGGCAACCCAGCACUCUAAUUAUGAUCGUAGGCGGAUUUGGAAGGUAGAUCUAGCUUUUAUCUAAUUUUAAUUUGUUUGCAUUCGUUUGACUUUUAUGUAACUUUAUUCAUUACUACAAUGGUUUUUGUUUAUGUUAAGUAAUAUAAGCAUUGUUUUAAUCAAAAUCGA
This is a messenger RNA of Drosophila subpulchrella, 1462 nucleotides long. RefSeq lists its product as uncharacterized. NCBI's taxonomy places the organism in Eukaryota, Metazoa, Arthropoda, Insecta, Diptera, Drosophilidae. The record is from RefSeq and is a predicted model, not a curated record. The transcript is spliced from 2 exons. Bases 1 to 357 code for a protein of 118 amino acids.